AUGGUGAGGACUCCGAUCAACGAGAGCAGCGGCAACGUCGAGUACACCUUCCUGCGCCAGGGCCGGCAAGACGGCCGCGAGAAGCCCCUGAAGGACGCCCUCGCCGCCAGCGCGGAGGCGAUCAACGACGGCUUCCCUCCCGACGCAUUGGAGGCAAGAAGAUCCGCUUCGAGUUCAAGCGGCGGGUCAAUUUCGCCUACUCGGACUGGAGCCCCGGGGAGGACUGGACGUCCAGCAGCAGGGCGGCGGUGGCGGCGGCGGCUUCUUCGGGUUCUGAGCGCCACGGGCCGACCCCGCGCGGGGCUCAUCCGGGGCAACGAUGCCCCCCCCAUCGUUGCCCCUCGGUUCCGUAGCGCGGGGCCCGCAGCCACGCGCGCAGGGAGCUCGGAGGCAGAUCCGAGGUAUAUCGAGCCAGUUUUUUUUUAA
Messenger RNA from Prorocentrum cordatum, 426 nucleotides. NCBI's taxonomy places the organism in Eukaryota, Dinophyceae, Prorocentrales, Prorocentraceae. The record is from the annotation of a GenBank genome assembly.